AUGCAGCUCGCUCAUUGCAUCGCAUCGCUGGCCAUUGUCUUGGCCUUGGUUGUAGGCAAAGUCUCAGCCGACCCUGGAGCAGCUUGGGCAGCCGACAAGUACAGAAACUCUACCAUCAAAGAUCUUCGCAGUGAGUGCUUCCUUCACUUUUAGAGCGAUGCGCGAAGGAUGGCCUUCACGUACGCGAAGACAGAAUGGGCCCCCCCGUCAACUCCACCUGACGUCGACUUCUCUGUAGAACUGCAGCACUUCGGUAUAGCCGACGGGGAUGCCAAGAUCGUAUGGCAGUACAGCUGCGCCAAAGCUCUCAAGAACAUCAAGGAUGGCUUGGCUUUCGCAAACCACUACAAGACGAGCCAUACGGAUCGUGCCGAUCAGCCCGCCGCUGGUUAUGGCCUGGCAGUCUGCAAUGUCAAUCAUCAGCUCGGUGGUGAUAAUGGCAUGUGAGUGGCUUCAAAAGACUAGCCAUAGAGUGAUGAUUUUGGUAGAAUGAGCUGAUUGGCCGGUGCACUUCCAACGAUGACUUGCGUGCAAAUUUGAAGCGCCUCGGAAGACAUCACGCUUCCGGUCGCCAAGAAAUUGGGUUGGGGUAUCGACGACGAUUGGAAUUAG
Messenger RNA from Ceraceosorus bombacis, 612 nucleotides. Lineage: Eukaryota; Fungi; Basidiomycota; Exobasidiomycetes; Ceraceosorales; Ceraceosoraceae. The record is from the annotation of a GenBank genome assembly.